AUGGAAAAAGGAGACUUAUCCAAAGAAGCCUACCGAGGCCCCAAACUCCCUUCCGUUCCCUCGGACCUCGUUGUCACCGGCGUCCUAGACCUAAACUGCGACGAGCGCCUCUGGGUCCCGCAAUCAAAGGACGUCUGGUUCCGCCCGCUCUGCUUCAACGUCUCCCACGGCUAUUUCGUCAACAUCCUGCGCGUGCGCAAGAGCGGGAUCCUCUCGCGGCACAGACACACGGGCCCCGUACAUGCGACGGUCCUAAAGGGCCGCUGGCACUACCUCGAGCAUGACUGGUGGGCUGAAGAGGGCGGGUAUGCAUUUGAGCCGCCCGGCGAUAUUCAUACGCUCGAGGUGCCGGAGGGUGUAGAGGAGAUGGUUACGUUGUUUCAUGUGACGGGGGCGUAUAUCUAUGUUGAUGUUGAUGGGGUUGCGUUGGGGAUUGAGGAUGUGUUCAGUAAGUUGACGGUGGCGAGGAAGCAUUAUGAGGAGGUGGGAUUGGGGGCAGAGUUUGCCGAUCAGUUUGUGAGGUAA
Aspergillus calidoustus is the source of this 525-nucleotide messenger RNA. NCBI's taxonomy places the organism in Eukaryota, Fungi, Ascomycota, Eurotiomycetes, Eurotiales, Aspergillaceae. The record is from the annotation of a GenBank genome assembly.